AUGAGCAAGCUGUCGUCUAACAGACUAACAAGUUCGCUGCACACGUCAUUGCCGGGCCGGUAUCAUUCAUUUCGGCAAUAUUUUACGCAGAAGUGAAGCCGUCUGAUCAUUAUGGGAUUCCGAAUUAAAGUUUAUUUGAUUUGCCUAUUCAUAACGCUCACUGGAUUUUGCACCGCAACCAGUGAAGAUAUACUAAUCAAAAAUGCCGAGCGGACCAUCGACCUAACGAGCCAACUUGUCAAAAUCACCCACCGCCUGACUUUGUCAAAUACGGGCAAAUCAUCUGUCAAAAGCUUUAGUUUCCCUAUCGACCCCAAAGCUCCGGAGAAAUUAUCAUACUUCAAAGCCCAGCUUGCAGAUGGAAAGGAGUCGUCAGGUGAGCUGAAAACAGAGUCUUCCACCGUUAAGGGAAUUUUGACAUACAAAAUCACCCUAAGCAGUUCUCUUGAACCUGGUCAAACUGUCAAAGUUCUUGUUGGCACAGUAUUCACUCACAAUUUAGCACCCCAUCCAUCCGAAAUUACUCAAAAGGAAAAACAGUUGGUUCAGUACAAGGGAAGUGCUUAUAUCUACACACCACACAAAGUUACAACACAAACCACCAAAGUCCUACUAAGCUCAUCCACUGUUGAAAGCUACACCAAGGUUAAGCCUUCUUCUCAAAGUGAUUCCACUAUUACUUAUGGACCUUAUGAAAAUGUUGCUCCAUUGUCAGAGGAGAGCAUUAUUAUUCAUUUUGAGAAUAACUCCCCAUUUUUAAGUGUUGGUCAUUUGCUCAGACAUAUAGAAGUGUCUCACUGGGGUAACAUUGCAGUUGAGGAAACUUUGGAUGUUUACCAUGGUGGAGCCAAGCUCAAAGGUUCAUUUUCUCGAUUUGAAUACCAAAGAGAGCAAAGUGGGGUCUCUAGCGUCAAAUCGUUCAAAACGGUGUUGCCUGAAUUAGCCGCAGAUGUGUAUUAUCGCGACGAAAUCGGAAAUAUUUCCACAUCAAACUUGAGACAGGAGGAUGAUGGUGAUGUUUCGUUGGAACUCCGUCCGAGAUUCCCAUUGUUUGGUGGAUGGAAGACACAUUAUGUGGUUGGCUACAAUCUACCCAGCUUCGCUAACUUGUUCAAUUCUGGCGAUGAAUUUGUUCUACAAAUGGAUCUUAUUUCUCACAUCUUCGAUCACAUGGUUGUCGAUGAUGCUCUUGUUCGCAUCAUUCUCCCCGAAGGAGCAUCUAAUAUUGAAAUUGAAACCCCUUAUGCUGUUAGCAGAUUACCAGACUCGUUGCAUUUUACUUAUCUUGAUACGAAGGGCCGCCCAGUUGUCGAGAUUGCUGCCAAGAAUCUUGUAGAGAACCACAUCCAACCCUUCAAGUUGCGUUACACGUUUUCCCGGAUCGUCAUGCUUCAAGAGCCAUUCUUGUGCGUUCUAGCCUUUUUCCUUUUGUUCCUCACCUUCAUCAUCUAUGCGCGCUUGGACUUUUCGAUCACCAAGGUUUGAGAGAAUAAAGAGCAUGGAUAUUGCAGCAUCCCAUUCAUCUUUCACCUUUCACCCUGCUCGCUCCAUUGUUUCGUCAACAGAUUUAUCCAUGUGAUUGACAUGCACGCCUACUGUGUAGAUGGAUAGCUUUGGUCUGACAUAAACGCACUUGAAGCGCUGUACACAAA
Daphnia carinata is the source of this 1652-nucleotide messenger RNA. Its product is annotated as dolichyl-diphosphooligosaccharide--protein glycosyltransferase subunit 1-like. The record is from RefSeq and is a predicted model, not a curated record. Gene Ontology annotation, cellular component: oligosaccharyltransferase complex; membrane. The transcript is spliced from 7 exons. NCBI's taxonomy places the organism in Eukaryota, Metazoa, Arthropoda, Branchiopoda, Diplostraca, Daphniidae. Bases 112 to 1485 code for a protein of 457 amino acids.